Talpa occidentalis (Iberian mole) is the source of this 2469-nucleotide messenger RNA. RefSeq names its product U2AF homology motif kinase 1 (gene UHMK1). Gene Ontology annotation, cellular component: nucleus; neuronal ribonucleoprotein granule. Lineage: Eukaryota; Metazoa; Chordata; Mammalia; Eulipotyphla; Talpidae. Gene Ontology annotation, biological process: positive regulation of translational initiation; regulation of protein export from nucleus; peptidyl-serine phosphorylation. The transcript is spliced from 8 exons. The record is from RefSeq and is a predicted model, not a curated record. The coding region runs from base 123 to 1382 and encodes 419 amino acids. Gene Ontology annotation, molecular function: ribonucleoprotein complex binding; protein serine/threonine kinase activity; ATP binding.
GGGCGGCUGCAGGCCCGUACCCGCGGAGCCGCUGGUCCGGCAGGCGGGGAUGUGACCGCGGGCUCUGCCAGCCGUCCCGGGCGUCGCGUCAGCUCCCGCGUCAGUGCCCUCGGGCCACAGGGAUGGCGGGGUCCGGCUGCUCUUGGGGCGCGGAGCCGCCGCGCUUCUUGGAAGCCUUCGGGCGGCUGUGGCAGGUACAGAGCCGCCUGGGCAGCGGCUCCUCAGCCUCGGUGUACCGAGUGCGCUGCUGCGGCACGCCCGGCUCGCCCCCCGGCGCCCUCAAGCAGUUCUUACCGCCGGGAACCACCGGGGCUGCGGCCUCGGCCGCCGAGUACGGUUUCCGCAAAGAGAGGGCGGCGCUGGAGCAGCUGCAGGGUCAUCGGAACAUCGUGACUUUGUAUGGCGUCUUUACGAUUCACUUCUCUCCAAAUGUGCCAUCACGCUGUCUGUUGCUCGAACUCCUGGAUGUCAGUGUUUCGGAAUUGCUCUUAUAUUCCAGUCACCAGGGUUGUUCCAUGUGGAUGAUACAGCAUUGUGCCAGAGAUGUUCUGGAGGCCCUUGCUUUUCUUCAUCAUGAGGGUUAUGUCCAUGCAGACCUCAAACCACGUAACAUACUGUGGAGUGCAGAGAAUGAAUGUUUUAAGCUUAUUGACUUUGGACUUAGCUUCAAAGAAGGCAAUCAGGAUGUAAAGUAUAUUCAGACAGACGGGUAUCGGGCUCCAGAAGCAGAACUGCAAAAUUGCUUGGCCCAGGCUGGCCUGCAGAGUGAUACAGAAUGUACCUCAGCUGUUGAUCUGUGGAGCCUAGGAAUCAUUUUACUGGAAAUGUUCUCAGGAAUGAAACUGAAACAUACAGUCAGAUCUCAGGAAUGGAAGGCAAACAGUUCUGCUAUUAUUGAUCACAUAUUUGCCAGUAAAGCAGUGGUGAAUGCCGCAAUUCCAGCCUAUCACCUAAGAGACCUUAUCAAAAGCAUGCUUCAUGAUGAUCCGAGCAGGAGAAUUCCUGCUGAGAUGGCAUUGUGCAGCCCAUUCUUUAGCAUUCCUUUUGCCCCUCAUAUUGAAGAUCUGGUGAUGCUUCCUACUCCAGUGCUGAGACUGCUAAAUGUGCUGGAUGAUGAUUAUCUUGAGAAUGAAGAGGAAUAUGAAGAUGUUGUAGAAGAUGUUAAGGAGGAGUGUCAAAAAUAUGGACCAGUGGUUUCUCUGCUUGUUCCAAAGGAAAAUCCUGGCAGAGGACAAGUUUUUGUUGAGUAUGCAAAUGCUGGUGAUUCCAAAGCUGCUCAGAAAUUACUGACUGGAAGGAUGUUUGACGGGAAGUUUGUUGUGGCUACUUUCUACCCGCUGAGUGCCUACAAGAGGGGAUAUCUGUAUCAAACUUUGCUUUAAUCAGUAACCUAAGGACUAUUUCCUAUUUCUUCUCUUCCAUUCCUGGGUUAUUGUAUUUUACAUCUGAAUGCAGAAGUACCCCUUACCAUUUUAAGGGAAUACUUUGUAUAUUUAUUUAAUCCUACUACUGUGCAGCCAUUGCUCAAGCAGUGACUGCAUUGCAGACAUUUGGCACUGAGUAGGACAAGACCUCUCAGCUAUACAUUGAGGGGUUCUAGAGCAUUCAUGUGGGCAACCUUUUUUUGUGCAGUAGGGCAAGUGCUGCUCUUCAGUAUGUAACCUUAAAAGAUAUUACUAUUUCAUGUGAUCAUGAAGCAAGAAUGAAUAAUAUGUCAUAGUGACUAUCAUUAACAAAUUUGUUAGAGUUGGUGACAUCAUUUACAGAUUGUUCCUUUAUGUUGUUGGGUGGUUCUUCCUGAUUGUUGAUAUCCAUAGCUGGCACUGGAUGCUCUUGGUAAUGUUAAGUGAUUGUCAGGCAGCAGUUAUCUACCUACUGUGUUCUUAACACUGAGUUAGGGAGUUUUUUUAAACAGUACUGUAGUACUGAAUAUUCUUUUAAAGAAACUGCAGUGAGCCUAUCUCCAUUUUUGUUUUUUAAAUUAAGGCUUUUAAAAUAGAAAGCUGAUGCUUGAUCUUGCACAAUUUUUAUGUCUCUAGUAUGUAUGCUCAGGUGAGUGUGCAGGUGUGAAAGAUUAGAGAAAAUUUGUCGGCAUACUUUAUAGUGUGAAUCUUGUGAGCUAAUAGUCUAUACUUACUUCUUCCCUACCUGUUUCAUGUUUGUAUGAUUUAGGAUAAAAGUUUUUGUGAGGUCUGUCUGAUAGAAUGUAAAUGAGAAAAUAGUUCAUUCCUGAGAGACCCAGAACAGAUGAAUCUAGGCUGGGUUAUAGUGAAGCUCUUAAAGUGAUAGGAACAAAGGAAAAGUUUUGUUACACAUCAGUUACCCCAUCUUUCAGUCUACUUUAGACUCUGUAUUAACUCAUCUUUUUGUGCUGAAUUUCCUAUGAUCACUGUAAGAUUUCUCAAGUUCUGCCCACUGGUGGAAAAUUGAAGUGGGUCAAAAAGGAAAGAAUUUGAUGUUCAGUGAAGG